Molecule: messenger RNA, 1182 nt
Organism: Clarias gariepinus (North African catfish)
Lineage: Eukaryota; Metazoa; Chordata; Actinopteri; Siluriformes; Clariidae
Gene: clec19a
Product: C-type lectin domain containing 19A
Exons: 5
Coding region: 54-623 (189 amino acids)
Molecular function (GO): signaling receptor activity
Source: RefSeq, a predicted model, not a curated record
GUGUUACGUGCACACACACACACACACACUUGUUCAGACUGCAGUGUGUGAAAAUGCUCUGGUGUGGACUGUUCUUGGCCCUGUGUCUCUGCAGCGUGCCUCUCUGGGCUCUUCCUUCCACCAGCAUGAAGAUCACUCGGGCUCUGCCCCUGCAGCUCCCGGACUCGGGUCAGCCCGCCGUCUGCCCGCUCUUCUGGACCGAGUUCGAAGGGAACUGCUACCGCUUCUUUCCCCUGAACCGCACGUGGGCCGAGGCUGACCUGUACUGCGCAGAGUUCUCUAACGGUCACCGGUCAGGAAAACUCGCCUCCAUACACAGCUGGGAGGAGAACGUGUUCGUGUACGAUCUGGUGAACAGCCGCGUGCCGGGGAUACCCAGGGACAUCUGGAUCGGCCUGCACGACCGGAGACAGGAGGGCACCAUGGAGUGGACGGAUGGAUCACCGUAUGAGUACAGCUACUGGGACGGGAACCAGCCGGAUGACGGGAUCCACCGGAUCUCUGAGGACGAGGACUGUGUGGAGAUCUGGUACAGACAGAACAGCGCACUCCGGUCCUGGAAUGACAACAGCUGUGACAAGACUUUUCCUUUUGUGUGUAAAAUCCCCAUACUGGAGCAGUAACGUCCUACACUGAGCUCAUUACUGAGACAUGGCCUUCACACACACACACACACACACACACACACACUGCUGCUGAGAGCAAUGUCCAUCUGGGCUUCAUUUAUACUAGUGAGUCAUCUCUCUCCCUCUUACACACACACACACACACACACACACACACACACCUUGCAUAAGUAUUUACCCCCUCGAAGUCUCCCUGGUAUGUUUCAUUAUAAUCUGAAACUGAAAUUCAAAAAAAUCCCCACUAUGUAAUACUGCAUCAGUAAAGUUUGUGAAAAUGAUUUACUAAUAGAAACAAGAAAAAUGUGCAUAAGUAUUCACCCCCUUUACUGUGAAUCUCAUUAGCUCUAAAGUAACCAAGUCAGAUAUGACAUGGGAUUAAAGUGUCACUGGCCUUCAGUAUAAAUAAUCAGUGGAACCCUGAGGUCAAAACACACACACACUAAAAAAAGGUACUAAAUCUGAGUUCGGUUCAGUCACGAGCGCUUCGACAUGAUGCUAACACCACCAACCUUCAUCACUUUAACCAUUUAAAAUAAAGAGGAACAUCUAACUUUAA